AUGUUAUUACCCAUCUACUUGUUUCUGAUACUGGAUGACCUAAUGGCUUUCUGUCAAGCCACCCGAUAUCAGCUGUUUGAUAUUCCGAAAAAAGGGAACAUCUAUCGACCGAAGAUGUGGCACGAAAUUAAUCAAACAGCUAGCCCGAGCUUUCAGGAUUUUUGUGCGAACUGCUCGACAACUCUCUCAACCAUAUCAGGAAUAACACAUUAUUAUCAAAAUGAUACAAACUUGGUAUAUUCUUUGAAAGAUGCUGACAACACUAUCUGUACCUAUGCAGUUCAUAUGAAGCAUAUAAUCGGGCCGGAAAAAGCCGCAAAAUUAGCUAAUCCGUGGUUCCACACGUACUUUAUUUGUGAUGACACGUGUUGCGCUAUGGAAUGUUGUCAACGAGAUCUUCACAUGACACUCAUAGGAACGGUUUUUAUUGGAAGUGCAUUACUGCUUCUGUGCAUUUAUAUUAUUGUAUAUGUGACUGGUUGUGCAUUGGCUUGGCGUAGUGGAUCCUUAGUUGGAAAAACGUAUAUGAGCAAUGAAAGAUCGUCUUCCAAGCAAGCAACAUCAGAAACGACACUCGUGGUCUUCAAAAAUGGGAACUGUGAUAAUGGCUUAUGA
This is a messenger RNA of Auanema sp. JU1783, 615 nucleotides long. NCBI's taxonomy places the organism in Eukaryota, Metazoa, Nematoda, Chromadorea, Rhabditida, Rhabditidae. The record is from the annotation of a GenBank genome assembly.